AUGCUCCCCAGGAUCGCUCUUACAGCUGGCUUUGCCGCUGCAGCCGUCUCUGCCGGCGACAUCUCGGCCCGGUUCGCCGACAGCUACACCUUCUUCCAAGGCGACGGAUCAGCAACAGCCGGCUGGCCAUCCGAAGCAGCCUGGGGCACCUACCAGCAACUAUUUGACGCCAACAAGGGCCUCAUGGAAAAGUCGUGCGGCUUCAACGGCUGGGGCGCGGACAACUCGCCGGCCGAGAUUGCAUCCAUCGACUCGGCUAUCCGUCAGGUCGCACAGGAAUCGGGCGUUGAUAACCGAGCCAUCCUGGCAGUAGUGAUGCAGGAGAGUAAGGGCUGCGUGCGCGUGCCGACGACGGACAAUGGCGUCAGGAACCCCGGUCUGAUGCAGUCGCACAAUGGACAGGGCAGCUGCGCCGGCGUCAACCCGUGUCCUCCAGCGCAGAUUUUACAGAUGAUUCGCGACGGUGUCACGGGUACGCCGUUUGGUCCGGGCAUCCAGGGCACCAUUGCGCAGGCCAAGACGCUGACGGGCGACUCCGGAGCGCGGGCCGUGUAUACCGGCGCUCGCAUCUACAAUAGCGGCUCGGCGACGGUGACCAACUUGGAUGAUGGCCGGGGCAGCACCGUGUGCUAUGCGGCCGAUAUUGCAAACCGCCUUACCGGCUGGACGCUGUCUCCUUCUGCCUGUCACUAG
This is a messenger RNA of [Torrubiella] hemipterigena, 693 nucleotides long. NCBI's taxonomy places the organism in Eukaryota, Fungi, Ascomycota, Sordariomycetes, Hypocreales, Clavicipitaceae. The record is from the annotation of a GenBank genome assembly.